AUGCAGCGCAACAGGACGGAAGAUUCAAGCGGCCAGCGAGACGUGUCGCCAAUCCGGGACCACAACGGCUCAGACUUGCCCGCGAUUGCCCCUCGAAAGUCUGGGGGUAGCAGAAGACCCAGCGGCUCGAGAAUAUGCGGUAAAUGCGGAGAAGGCCUGACAGGCCAAUUCGUGCGCGCGCUUGGGGACACCUACCAUUUGGAAUGCUUUACAUGUCACGACUGUGGCAAAAUUGUAGCCUCCAAGUUUUUUCCGGUCCCCGACCAUCCUCCUAAUCAAUACCCGCUCUGUGAGACGGAUUAUUUCCGGCGGCUCGACCUCUUGUGCUUCGAAUGUGGGCAAGCUCUCCGAGGCUCCUACAUCACUGCGCUUGACAGGAAAUACCAUAUCGAGCACUUCACCUGUUCAGUAUGCCCAACCGUGUUUGGAGCGCAGGACAGCUACUACGAACACGAGGGCAGCGUUUUCUGCCAUUUUCACUAUUCAACGCAAUUCGCCCAGAAAUGCAAUGGCUGUCUCACAGCUAUCCUCAAACAAUUCGUGGAAAUUUUCCGGAACGGACAGAACCAGCAUUGGCAUCCCGAGUGCUACAUGAUCCACAAAUACUGGAAUGUCCGCUUACACUCGAGUGGCCAACCCGUCAUUGAAGAUGCACUGGCGAACGGAGAGGCAACAGACGAAAUUCGCCAGAAAGUACGACAGCAGGAGGAAGCUGUCGAAGGGAAGGUGAACUGGAUCUGGAAGACGCUAUCAGCUUUCGAGGAGAAGUCUGCGACGUGCAUUUCCGACAUGCUUCUUCACGUCAGCAAUGGCGCCUACUUCGAUGGAGUUAUGGCUGCUAAGAAGUUCAUUAUCCAUGUCGACUUGUUAUUCACAGCCGCGGAUAAUCUCGAUGGUCUUCUGGGAGAAGUGAGUCCAAAAGGUCUCCAGUAUUCUCGAGAAUCCAAAUUACUGUGCAAGAAAGUGGUCGCCUUCUUCCACCUCCUCCGGCAGUCUCAAAACACUGGCGUCCGUCGUCUUGGAGUCACGCAAGAGCUGUUGUCCUUGGUUACUGGACUGGCCCACUACCUUAAACUUCUUAUCCGAAUUUGCUUGCAAGGCUCUUUGAAGCUCGAAAAAGAGACUGGCAACACUAAAGGCCUCACAGAUUUUCUUGCAGAGGUCAACUCACUAGAUCAGAGACUGGAGGCCGAGGCAAACGUUGACUACAUGGCGGAGGCAGCGGCUCUCGUUCCUCGCGCUGCGGACACCUGUCCCAUUUGCGACAACCAGGUUGAGGAAAAAUGCCUGCGCCUGAACGAUAUGUCCUUCAAUUAUCCAUGUAUGGUAUGCAAAAGCUGUGGCCUUGAUAUGCGCGACAAGUUUACGGACGCACGAUGGAGUCAAUCUAACCAGAAGGUGUUUUGCAAGAACUGCGCCCUUAGGGUCCCAGACGCCGAAGGCGGCUUUGUCGCCGUCUCGAAGCUUAGACAGUACAUCCACCUUCUGAAAGUCGCACAUGCCAGGCUCUUGGCCACACUGAGAACCAGUGGCGCGCUACCGCAUACCUCUGACGACCCUAACCUAUCUGGCUAUGAUUCAUCUCAAGGCCAUCGAAUGACACCAACUAAUGACCUCGAGCCUCCUUUACUAAGAUCUGACACUCGAUCGAAAUCAUUCACAGGCUCAGGCUCGGACCCGCAACCCCAAGGCUCUUACGAGCAAUCCAUCGGUGACAUUCGACGGUUGCGUUCACAACGCAUGGACAAACACCUUUCCAGCACCAUGAAGCGUGCGCGCACCUCGAGAAUAAUAGACGGCCCCGAUGCGGUACGACCAGGGUCGGCAGGUGAUUCUCAGUCCCGAGGAGGAAUGCAGAUUGUCCAAGAGCGCGAUAUGAGUGGCGAAGGAGAUCAACUGACGCUAGGAGUCAAUACGUUGGCCUUAGACGAUAUAUCUCGGAUCGUGGCAUUAGAGCAAGCAAAGGAGCAACGCCCUAACGCUUACCGAUCCGCAGGAGGUGCACUCAUCGGUCAAGACCGUCAGCCGAAGCUACUGAACGGUCACCGCCGAGAAGCAUCCGGUGGGCAAGAGCUAAACCUUGCCGCCGCCUCUGAUAACCGGCCUCGAAUGUACUUUUCUGAUAUCUCGCCGCUCGAAUACUUCAGGCUACGAAGUCUCGCUGUGCUGCAGCUCGGUCUAUUGCUCGAGGAAAGCCAGUACAACCAAGGCGAGCUUCUGGACCUACUUGAAACCAAACGACCGACUUUCUGGGGCAAAUUCGGGAUCGGCAAGGCGUUCAAGGCCGACAAGGGCAAAGGGACCAAACCCAAAAAGACUAUCACGGAGAAGCCCGUGUCAGACAAGGCUGUCUUUAGGCAGAGUCUCGAGUACCUAGUGGAAAAACAUGGCGCAGAAUCGACUGACGGCGUAGGCCACGGGACUCUCAAGGUACCAGCCUUGCUUCAAGACGCUAUAUCCGCAAUGAGGAACAUGGACAUGUCUGUAGAAGGCGUGUUUCGAAAGAAUGGCAAUCUCAAGAAACUGAGAGAGCUGCAAGAGGAGAUCGAUGCCAAGGGCGGAGAUAAUGUUGAUUUGAACAAAGAGGCUCCAGUUACGCUGGCAAACUUGCUCAAGAGAUUCUUGAGAUACAUGCCAGACCCAGUUUUGACUCUGAAGCUAUACCGACUGUUUAUGACUGCCAACAAAAUCCAGGAUGAGGACAGACGGCUGCGAGUUCUUCACUUGACGUGCUGUCUCUUACCGAAAGCCCAUCGGGACACCAUGGAGGUUCUCUUUGCUUUCCUCAAUUGGGUCUCAUCUUUCCACACCGUCGAUGAGGAAACCGGCAAUAAGAUGGACAUUUGGAACCUUGCAACAGUCAUUACACCUAACAUCCUUCGAGAGAACAACGAUCCAGAGGAGAGGGCUCCAGACCAGGCCUCGAUAAGGGUCGUGUACACGCUCAUCGAAUGCAAUGAGUCGAUGUGCGAAGUACCCGAUGAAAUCGUGGCGCUUCUUAGCGAUGAUGGUUCACAAGAAAUUACUACCAAGGAAAUUAUGAGACGCUGGGAGACUGCCGGGAAGGUACCCCAACCAACUGUCGCCUCCCCGAAUCCGCAGAAAGCGGGCCCGCCGACCCGAGAUGGCCAACCAACCGCGCCCCGCAUCACACAGGUCAACGACAAUGCACAGACAUGGCAAACUGAGAGCUCUGUCCGCCAUGUUGGUGGUCCUGGUAACCCAGGCAUGAGCUAUGGCCCCUCAUCAAACCACAACACGCCACCGCAGGGCGAAUAUAACCUUGCGACACCGAACCUACCGUACGCAAAUUCAGCACCCGGCUCAGCAGAGAGCCAGCGGACAGCUUCGCCCCAACGGCAUAGCUAUCGCUCGCCUGCUUACCAGCGGCAAGGCCCAAUGGGCACCGCUGGUGCUGGAUAA
This is a messenger RNA of Mytilinidion resinicola, 3423 nucleotides long. Its product is annotated as RhoGAP-domain-containing protein. NCBI's taxonomy places the organism in Eukaryota, Fungi, Ascomycota, Dothideomycetes, Mytilinidiales, Mytilinidiaceae. Gene Ontology annotation, biological process: signal transduction; actin cytoskeleton organization. The transcript has 6 exons. Bases 1 to 3423 code for a protein of 1140 amino acids. The record is from RefSeq and is a predicted model, not a curated record. Gene Ontology annotation, cellular component: cytoplasm.